Cooperia oncophora is the source of this 624-nucleotide messenger RNA. NCBI's taxonomy places the organism in Eukaryota, Metazoa, Nematoda, Chromadorea, Rhabditida, Trichostrongylidae. The record is from the annotation of a GenBank genome assembly.
AUGGGAACGAAAGAAAAUGUCCUUAUUCCUUCAUCGAGGGACGAGACACUAGAGAAUGAGAAGGACCAGGCGAUACUGGAGAAGAACGCUGAAAAUACGCGGAAUCGUCGUGACCUUCAAGGAAUCAGAGGAAUAGCUAUUAUUGCCGUAGUGUUGUUCCAUUAUUUCCCAGCUCAUUUUCCAAAUGGAUAUGUCGGCGUUGAUCAAUUCUUCGUUCUAUCUGGUUUUCUGAUGUCCAUGGUAACGGAGCGAAGGAAGCGAUUCACAGCGAGAGAAAUAAGUCUCUUUUACUAUCGUCGCUCGAAGCGUAUUUUGCCGUUGUAUUUACUUGUGCUGAUCGGUUGUGUCGUCAUUACUGAAGCAUGCCUCUUCGGCAGUCUACAUCCAACUAAUUGGAAGUCGUUUUACUACGCCUCUGUUUUUAUGACGAAUAUCAAAGCAACUGACAGUAUCAGAGAAUAUAACGAGAUGCUUUCGAAAGCAAGAGAUUUCUUCACCCAUACAUGGUCCAUAGCAGUGGAGAUGCAAUUCUACAUAAUAUUCCCAGCGCUCUUCGUGAUAUAUAAAUCAAUCUACCUUCCGAUAUCGAAACCGUUCCUGGUGACCGUUGGUGAGUUUCGAUGA